This is a messenger RNA of Ficedula albicollis (Collared flycatcher), 1535 nucleotides long. RefSeq names its product inhibitor of growth family member 2 (gene ING2). The coding region runs from base 1 to 948 and encodes 315 amino acids. Gene Ontology annotation, cellular component: nucleus. Lineage: Eukaryota; Metazoa; Chordata; Aves; Passeriformes; Muscicapidae. Gene Ontology annotation, biological process: positive regulation of DNA-templated transcription. The transcript has 3 exons. The record is from RefSeq and is a predicted model, not a curated record.
AUGGAGCUGUUUGUCACAGACCACACAGAGACAGAAUCACAGGAAAAAAGGAGUCUGGAUGGGAUCCUUGGGAGGCCACCAAAGCAGAGCCAGCUUCACAGCCAGAUCAGCUCCUCCCGCCGUGCGGAGCCGGGGGGCGGCGUCCCGGCGGAGCCCAGCGCCCGUCCCACGGCACACCGCACGGUGGGGGCGGGGAUACGGGAAGCGCCGGCUGCGUUCCCGUGGGUCGUGAGGGAGGCUGCGGAGCGGGAAGUUGCCCUAAGCCUUCAUUGGGAAGAAGCGUUAAAAGAAAUAGAUGAUGUCUAUGAAAAAUACAAGUCAGAAAACGAUCCUGUUCAGAAGAAACGCUUGCAGCAGCAUCUUCAGCGUGCAUUAAUCAACAGUCAAGAACUUGGAGAUGAAAAAAUUCAAAUAGUUACUCAGAUGCUAGAACUGGUAGAGAAUCGAGCCCGUCAAAUGGAAACACACUCUCAGUGUUUCCAAGAUAUGUCUGAGAACGAAAAGCCUCUAGAAAAGGCCAAGGUGGAGUCCUGCCAGCCAGAGAGAUCCUCCCGUCGACCUCGGCGCCAGCGAACCAGCGAGAGCCGUGACCUGUGCCACAUAGCAAAUGGUAUUGAUGACUGCGAUGAUCAGCCACCUAAAGAGAAAAGAUCGAAAUCUUCCAAGAAGAAAAAACGCUCCAAAGCCAAACAGGAGAGAGAGGUUUCACCUGUAGAGUUUGCAAUUGAUCCCAAUGAACCAACGUACUGCUUAUGCAACCAAGUGUCUUACGGCGAAAUGAUAGGAUGUGACAAUGAACAGUGCCCUAUUGAGUGGUUCCACUUUUCCUGUGUUGGACUCACGUACAAACCAAAGGGGAAAUGGUAUUGCCCCAAGUGCAGAGGAGACAAUGAGAAAACAAUGGACAAAUGUACUGACAAAUCAAAAAAGGAUAGGAGAUCGAGGUAGUGAAAACAAUUUAUGUUUUAAAGAGUUGCUCCUUUUAUAUUAAAAUGUUUCAUUUCCAGAGAACAUUGUUUUAGGAAAUGCAUAAGACUAUGCAAUAAUUUUUAAUCUAUAAUAUUAAUGGAGUAUUAAAACCUGUUAUACCUUCUGUGAUCUUUAACUUUCUGCACUGAAUAACCAAAUAAUUGAAACAGGGUGGCUUCAGACCUUUCACAGAAGACAUUACAAGCAGAUGGCGCUUGGUUUCAAUUUAACCCCAUUAGUAUUUUAAAGAACCUUGUGAAGCCUGAAAUAAUGGUGGUGGGAAAGAUACUGAAGAACUUUCAUGUUAUGGUAAAGGGAGUGAAAGGCCUCACAUCUCUGCUAGCAUCUUAACAACUGAGUUUUUCUUUAUCCCAGGUUUUACAUUUUCAGUUUUUGUGUUAACAUCAUGCAUAUGGAGUUAGGGAUUUUGAAUUCAGCUGUAACUGUAAAAGUCUUCCGAGCUAUAAGCAGACCCCUCCAGUGACUUUCAUAUAACCAGUAUGUUAUUGCAAGGAAGAAAAUACCACUAACUUAAUCCUUUCUUUUUUGCCAACAUUAAACUCUUG